Messenger RNA from Neurospora tetraspora, 1614 nucleotides. Its product is annotated as 1, 4-beta cellobiohydrolase. The record is from RefSeq and is a predicted model, not a curated record. The transcript is spliced from 2 exons. NCBI's taxonomy places the organism in Eukaryota, Fungi, Ascomycota, Sordariomycetes, Sordariales, Sordariaceae. Bases 354 to 1517 code for a protein of 387 amino acids. Gene Ontology annotation, molecular function: hydrolase activity, hydrolyzing O-glycosyl compounds. Gene Ontology annotation, biological process: cellulose catabolic process.
GUCCGGCACUUACACCUAGUAGCCACUUCUGGGAAGUCUCGGUCGGACCUGGGCCGAGCAAGGUGAAACAAGCCGAGCAUGAACAAGCUAGUACCAGCAAGAUGAUCAUGGACAAGCCGACGGAUGUAUGGCUUCCAGGUCCGUCUGGGUCUGUCUGGGGUAUGGGGGUUGUUGUCCCGCAGGCGAUGAUCUCGGAUCUGGAUCUGGACAGGCGAGACGGGGAGAAUGACGUGCUACCUUGAUGACCGACUACCUAGCCAUAUAAGACCUGACCUCCAUCUUCACCAUCAUCAACCGCCAGCCACUCCAUCACCUCUCCCCAUCCCCCUUCACACACCCCAUCACACAUCAAAAUGCGCGCCCUCACUCUCCUCGCCGCCCUCUCGGCCGCCGGCGCCUCCGUCACCGCCUCCCCCCUCGGUCCUCCCAAGUCCCCAAGGUCCUCCGCCUCCGACAUCAACCCCUUCGUCGGCAAGAAGCUCUUCGCGAACCCCAAGUGGGCCGCCAAGCUCGAGGACACGUACAAGUCCUUCACCCAAAAGGGCGACAAGGCCAACGCGGCCGUGGUCCGCAAGGUCGAAAAAAUCGGCACCUUCGUCUGGGUGACUUCUCGCUCCGGGCUCUCCGAGAUCGACGACGCCAUCAAGGCUGCUCGUGAUGAGCAGAGUCGGACUGGACAGAAACAGGUGGUUGGGUUGGUGCUGUACAACCUCCCCGAUCGUGAUUGCUCAGCGGGUGAAAGCGCCGGAGAGCUAAGCAGCAAGAAUGAUGGGUUGAGGAUUUAUAAGGAGCAGUUCGUCAAGCCUUAUGCUGCGAAGUUGGCUGCGGCCAAGGACUUGCAGUUUGCUGUGGUGUUGGAGCCGGAUUCGUUGGGUAACGCUGUUACCAACACGGGCGUGGAGUUUUGCAAGCAGGCUGUUCCUACUUAUCGGGAAGGCAUCGCUUUUGCGAUCAAGAACUUGCAGUUGGAUAAUGUGGCGUUGUAUCUUGAUGCUGCGAAUGGUGGAUGGCUGGGGUGGGGUGAUAGUUUGCCGCUUGCCGCAAAGGAAUUCGCCACCGUCCUCUCCCUCGCCAAACCCGCGACAAUCCGCGGUUUCUCCACAAACGUAUCCAACUACAACCCCUACCUAACCUCCAACACCACCCGUCCCCGCGACUCUUACACCGCAGGGUCGCCCUCCUACGACGAAUCGCACUACGCCUCUUCGCUCUCCCCCUAUCUCAUCCAACAAGGCCUGCCGUCGCACUUCAUCAUCGACCAGGGUCGCGUCGCCCUGCCGGGCGCUAGGAAGGAGUGGGGUGAGUGGUGCAAUGUUGGGCCGGCGGGCUUCGGACACGUGCCCACCACGGAUCAGACGGUUCUGCAGAAUGGGAAUGUGGAUGCGAUUGUUUGGGUUAAGCCGGGCGGGGAAAGUGAUGGGCAGUGUGGACUUGCGGGGGCGCCGAGGGCGGGAGCGUGGUUUGGGGGGUAUGUGGAGAUGUUGGUGAAGAAUGCUGAUGCUUCUGUAAAGAACUAGUUGUAGGGGGUUUGUGGGAUGAGAGUGUAAGACAUGGAGGCAAGGCUCACUUCUAUUGGGUCUUGCCUGUGAUUGUGGGCUUGGAGGUGGUGCCCGC